Molecule: messenger RNA, 1620 nt
Organism: Theileria equi strain WA
Lineage: Eukaryota; Apicomplexa; Aconoidasida; Piroplasmida; Theileriidae
Exons: 3
Coding region: 102-1394 (430 amino acids)
Source: RefSeq, a predicted model, not a curated record
AUUUUAACUUUGGUGCAUCAUUUCGGCAAUGUGUAAUCCUUUUCUUAUGUUUGAUUUUAUUCUUGUAUAUAUAUAAAAGUUUUGACACUGGUUACUCGAAGAUGGCCGAGACUGUAAAACUUAAGAGAACCACGACUCAACCUCGAAAAGCAAAGAGGUUCGAAACCAAUAAAUAUAAAGACUACUUGUUUGGUCCUAUAGAUGCCUUUGAUAUGGAAUGGGCAAACACUGUACUGGAAUACAACCCAGAACUGAAGCUAGACACUCGAGGAUUGAACAAGUACAGUUCUCACAACCUAUCUAUUAGUACUGAUGGUGGUUCACACACCAGUUUGAUUGGGAAUACUGAUCUGGAUUUUUAUGAAUCAAAGAACCAUUCCAUACCUGAUUCUCUGGAAACUGGGUUAUCUGCUUCCAAUUUACCUUUGUCUAAAAAUACCUCAGGUUUAGACGAUGUCCAUAUAGAGAGGUAUAAGGAUGAUAUUAAAAGACUUGAAGCAGAGCGUGAUGCAUUGAAUGAGGAGCUGAAUAGAGUAAAUUCCGAACGGGAGACCGACAAAAAAGAUGCUAACUUGUAUAGAGCAUUCCAGAAGCAAAUACAGUCACUGAACAUGAGCAUUCACGAUAAGUUGGACACAAGAGAAAAGCUGGAGCAGAUUUUAGGAGGACUAUACACGUUUUUCAGUGAGUCAUUUGGAACUGAUAACUCACUAUCUUCGAUUCUAGAAGAAUUUGCCAACUUAUAUCUUAAGCAACAAUCUGACAUCCAGGUUGAACUUGCUAGCAUGAGGAGCCAAUUAAAGAUCGUAAACGACCUGGACAAAAUGAUAAAUAAAAAGAGCAAUUACGAGGAAAUGGUAGAACAAAGAGUUAAAACUAUAGAUCUAUUAGUUGACCAACUAAAGAUUACAAAAUCCGAAUCAUCACAAGAAAUAAAUAAAUUAAAAAACGAACUCGUUGACACACAGGUUGAAUUUGGUAAAAAGCUUUCCAACGCUAAGAGCAUGUGUAAAGAAUAUGAAACGGAAAAUCGGAUAAUCAAUGAAAUGCUCAAUAGCACAAGAAAUUCAUUCAAUAAGCUCAUGCAUGAUCAACAUGAACUAAUAUCGCAAUUGCCCUUAGCCACGCUAGAAAAUUGUAACGGAGAACAGACCAAAGAAAGCCGCAGUGAAACACAACUGAAAAGUGUAGAUGGAAAGAAUAUUUUAGAAUCACUUGUGCAGGACUUAUAUCGUAGGAACGAAGAUUCCUUGGCUGUAAUUAAUCAGAAAGACCAUAUGAUUCAGCAACUAUAUGGAACAAUUUCAAGGCUACAGCGUAACUUAAAAGAGUGGGAAAAUGAUGCUAUAUUAUGGCUAGACUAUGUAGAACAAUCUAAUUGUAAACAUAAUUAAUUUAGACAUGAAUCAUCAUUCCGAAUAUCUGGCACAUCUAUCGGUUUGGUUGCCGCAUCGUAUCCCGAUCAGGGACUCUCUGUGCAUUGGAUACUUUUAACAAUUUAUCAUAAGCGUAGAUCAUCACGAAGAGCUUAUUGUGGGAUAUCUCGGCUGGAUCCAAGGAUUCUUGACACAGUCGAGACAUUGCCCCAUAAGAAUAGGAACAUGAAUCUGGACACUGAGA